This is a messenger RNA of Eurytemora carolleeae, 1173 nucleotides long. RefSeq names its product mortality factor 4-like protein 1. The transcript is spliced from 13 exons. Lineage: Eukaryota; Metazoa; Arthropoda; Copepoda; Calanoida; Temoridae. Gene Ontology annotation, cellular component: NuA4 histone acetyltransferase complex; nucleus. Bases 130 to 1173 code for a protein of 347 amino acids. The record is from RefSeq and is a predicted model, not a curated record. Gene Ontology annotation, biological process: regulation of DNA-templated transcription; chromatin organization.
CUCAUAGACUCAUAUAGAUCGAUUAACACUGAGAUUGUUACUAUGUGAUAAAAUGUGAUAUUGUUUUCUUUAAGGGACUUCAAGCUCCCUUUACCUUUUAUUGUUAUUGUUAUUUUUUUCUUCAGAAAAAUGACUCGAAGUAAAUAUGUUGAAGGGGAAACUGUUCUUUGUUUUCAAGGAAUAAUGAUUUACGAAGCAAAAGUACAGGGAGUAAGGAAGGAAGAUGGUAUAUUUGAAUUUGAUAUUCAUUACAAAGGCUGGAACAAGACUUGGGAUGAAUGGGUAACGGAAGAGAGACUUCUCAAGUUUACUCCAGAAAACCAGAAACGGAUGAAGGAGGUGGAAGAGGAAUUAGCAGCUAGAGGUAAAACCUAUGCGUCUAAAAAAAGUGGAGGUGGCGCCAUCAGCCAGAAAAAUCCAGAAUCCUCCCCAGAACCAUCUAGCGGCGAUAAACGGAAACAAGAAAUGCCCCUCACUGAGGGAAAGAAGCAAAAAGUUACCGAUCCAACACUAAAGAAUUUAGGGAUUAUGAAAGGUUUAAAACCUCGUUCCCGAAGUAACUCCAAUACAAGUAUUCUUAGCACAAAGUCGAAUACGAGCACAAAGCAGGAAGAGAGACCAAAACGUUCUGUUAAAGAUAUAAAAGUUGGUUCUGUUACUCCUGAUCCGAAACCUGCUCCAGGAAAGAAACCUGGAGAGGUUAAAGAGAAAAAACCAGGAGAUUCCAAAAAACCAGGAGAAAGCAAGGAGAAAAAGAAACCAAAGAAAGCAGAAAAUCAAGGAAUACAAAACAGAUUCAAACCUAAAGAGAAAACGGUUGCAUUUGGUGAAGGAGUUCGAAUAGAGCUUAGCGAAGAGUUAAAGAACGUUCUGGUCGAUGAUUUUGAUUAUAUGAUAAGACAGAGGAAACUGUUAUCCAUCCCUAGUAGAUAUACAGUAGAGGAUAACAAGAAUAUCCCUCUGUGCCAACUGUACGGUCCUGUUCACCUACUGAGAUUAAUUACGAAGCUUGGACCGAUGCUCUCUGCCACAAGCCUGGAUAAAACCUCGUUAGCUCUUCUAUUAGACAACGUCAAGGAUUUUAUUGAAUAUAUUGGGAGACACAGAGAAACCCUGUUUCAAAUAGAGGAUUAUGGAACUGCAUCCCCCGAGUACCACAGAAGAGCAAUAUGA